Molecule: messenger RNA, 1508 nt
Organism: Hordeum vulgare subsp. vulgare (domesticated barley)
Lineage: Eukaryota; Viridiplantae; Streptophyta; Magnoliopsida; Poales; Poaceae
Product: BTB/POZ and MATH domain-containing protein 1-like
Exons: 2
Coding region: 254-1357 (367 amino acids)
Biological process (GO): protein ubiquitination
Molecular function (GO): protein binding
Source: RefSeq, a predicted model, not a curated record
CGCCACAGUCACGGGGUCGUACAGACGCGCGCACGCGAGCGAGACGCGCAAGCCCAAGUGCCCAACCCUAGCGGAUCGAAUUGCGAGCAGCCACGCCUGCGGGCUCCGGCGCCGCUCAGCCGUCAGACGCGUGACCUACUCGCCUAGUCCUCGUCUGAUCUCCGCCGCCUCCGCCACCGACCGCCGCCCUCGCGUCCAGGGCUCCCGGCGUUCUCCAUCCCCAACUCCCCGCACAACCUACAAAAGCUGCAGGAUGGAGUCAGCAUCCAAGGAGACUGCAUCGAGGUGCACCAAGGAGAAGGUGACGGCAUCGAGGUGCACCACGGACAAGGAGAAGGGAGCGCACAUCUUUGAGAUCGCCGGGUACAGCCUCAAGAAGGACAUGGGUGUAGACAAGUUCGUCCGGUCAACCAUCUUCACUGUCGGUGGGUAUGACUGGUCCAUCAGAUUUUACCCCAAAGGUACCUACGAGUCACCCGAAGGGUGUAUGGUGAUCUGUCUUGAGCUCAUGAGCAGCAAUGCUGAGGUGCGGACAUUCUUUCAGCUUGGAUUGGUAAAGCACGAGACUGGGUUGGUUGGCUCAAUGUUUUCCCAAAAUAAUAAGGUGUUCAGCUUCAAGACCAGGAACAAUCGUCAGUAUCAUCUGUUCAUACUAACAAGCAGUCUUGAGACGAAACCAGUAAAGUACCUUCACAAUGAUCUUCUCAAGAUCAGAUGUGAUAUGACGGUAAUCAAAGAAUCUGAGGUGUAUGAAACCGUGGGGCACUCUGAAAUUGAGGUGCCGCCAUCAGACAUCAUGGAGCAUCUCGCAAAGCUGUUGGACAGUGAGGAGGAAGCAGAUGUCACUUUCAAUGUUGGAGGUGAGACCUUUCAGGCGCACAAGAUUUUCCUUGCCAUGCGGUCACCUGUCUUCAAAGCAGAACUCUUCGGGCCGAUGAAGGAGAAGAAGAUGCGGCGUUUGACCGUCAAAGAUAUCCAGCCCGCCGUUUUCAAGGCUCUGUUGCAUUUCAUCUAUACAGAUUCAUUGCCUGACUUUGAUGAUCUUGAAGGCGAUGAUAACUGUGAAAUGAUCCGGCAUUUGCUGGUAGCUGCAGAUAAGUAUGCCAUGGACAGGCUGAAGCUUAUGUGUCAAAACAUCCUUGGCAAGAGUCUUGAUGUGGAGAACGUGGCAACUACAUUGGCUUUAGCUGAUCAGCAUAACUGUGACAAGCUUAAAGAUGUUUGCAUUGAAUUUAUUGCCUCUUCAGAUAAGAUGGAUGAUGUGGUGGCAAGCAAAGGUUAUGCAAAUCUCAAAAGAUCUUGCCCGUCUGUCUUGAUAGAUGCUUUAGAGAAGAGAAGUAGGCCUCGCAUAUCAUAGAGCAGCUCAUGCGUACUAAAAUCAGUUACAUGCGGUUGUUGAGGUUUAUUUAUGUUAUCUGCACCUUUCCUGAAGCUUUUCGACGCUCAAAUAGUGUAAUAUCAUGUGUGGAACCGUUAUGAUCUCAAAAUGAAGGAAUGUUACUACUUUA